CCCCCCCAUUCCCUCAGGGGACUGGGUUCCCCCAAGCCCUGCCCAGGCUGAGCGCCCCGGGCCAGCAGGCUCCCCGCCCGCCUCGCUCCUUGAGGCUGGCCCUGAGGCUUGAGGACGCUCUUGGGAAAUGCCCCCCCUGCGGCAUAGCAGCUCCCGUGUGUAACCCCAGUGGGCUCGGGCAUAGGGUGCCAGCAGACAGUGGGCUGUUCGCCGUGCCAGCUGGCUCUCAGGCUCCAACUUCCUCACUGGAGACCAUCAAUUCUGCCCUCUGCUGCGGACCUACCUCCCCUUGGUGUUAGUGGGGUAGCCUGGUCAGUGAUGCCCCAGGUGGCCUCGCUCGUAAACUCCGAUCAUAUACAGAUAGUCCCCGAACGAGUUAUGUACCAAACACUUGGUCAUAACUCGAUCUGUUCGUAAGUCGGACCCCAUUCAUUUAAAUGGGACUGCACAGUUCGUAAGUGCGGAUCGCCGUUUGUAAGUCGGGGACUGGCUGUAUGGGAGGCUGGUCGUAAGUGUGGAUGGUCGUACGUCAAUGCAUUCAUAAGUUGAGGACCUCCUGUAUUCCAUAAAAUGGGUGGCCCGGGGGUUGGAGUGUACCUAACAGUUCUGUUGAGGAACCACCUCUCUGAUGUUCAGGUUUCUUGCCUGUAUCUGUGAUAAGCUCUGCAGUGCUGAGAGAAGUGAGGAUUUGUAUGUGUGUACUGGUUCCAGGAUGAUUCUGAUCACAUGCAGGGCUGGCCAGAAGUGCUAAGAUGAGCGCAGUGGCCCAGGCAAUGUCCAGGUUUUGCACCCCUGAGCCAGUCUUUGGAGCUGUUCCUCCCGAGAUCAUUGAAGAUACUCUAAUCUAUUUAGCUACAGAAAAUGAACAAUAUCUGAACAAGCUGUCGGAUCAGGCAGGAUGCUUCAAAGAGACCAAGAUAGUGGAAUUUGUAUUUCUCUUGUGUGAAAAGUGGUUCCUGGACCAAUCUGCACGAUAUCAAGCAGUUGAAAUAUUUGAAAGGUUUAUGAUUAAGCACGUAGAAGAGAUUUAUAACUCUACCCGAGAGUCAAGGGUAACCAAUGAACAAGGAGAGGGCAAUACCUGGAGCACUUUGAAAGCACAGAUAUGUGAUACAAUUGUGCUGCGGCUUGUGUCUUGCAUUCAGCUUGCAAGCAAACUUUCUUUUCACUACAAUAUAAUUAACAAUAACACAGUUCUGAAAUUUCUGCAGUCCAUAGACUAUUCAUACACCAAACAGGACUUAGUGGAGUCAGAACUUGCCAUUCUGAAGGCUCUGUGCUUUCAGAUCAAUGUGCCAACUCCAUUGGCCUAUGUUGAGUUGCUUCUUGAGGUGUUAGGAUAUAAUGGCUGCUUACUUCCUAUGAAACAGUUGCAUAAGAUAUGCGUGCACCUACUGGAUUUAACUUAUCUCAUGCGGAAUAUCAUCUAUGAUACUUUACUGAAGACUUCUAUUGAGAAUUCAACACCAAGUGAACUCCAGAUAGCAAAAUUUUUGUCCGUAAAGGAAGAUUUCAUGCUUUUGGCAGUUGGAGUAAUCAGCACAAGCGCUUUCAUACUACAUCCUGAAUAUUGGAAUCAGGUUGUGGAACAUUUAAACUGCAUCACUGGCAUUACCACAGAAAGCAUUUUAGAGUUUUCAUAUGCAAUACUGAAACAUAGUAUUGGCACUACUGCUUCAAGGAAGAACAAAGGAACUAGAGCUUCAGAGAACUAUAUUGACCCUCCUACAAAAUAAACUUGUAUUUUCCAUUGCAACCUUUCCCAGGUAUCAGGAUCUUCAAAGCCAGCCUGAUGCUGUUUGAUCCAUGAACCUUUUGUAACAGAUGCAGCUGGUUUUGAUUUAUAAUAUGUAGGAUGAACUUUGUACAAUUGCUGUGUAGCAGCUGUAUAGGAUAUUUAAAUUGCUAAAAUAUGCCUUUACAAACCAUCCCCUAUACUCAGUCUGAAGUAGUGACAUGGGGAGCAUGGUAUUUUGCUUUCAGAAAAUUAGUUAUAGAAAUGACAAAUCGGCAAACUGUUCUACAGUGUACAAGUGCUAUAAUCCAGCCCAAGCUUUGAUCUUGCACAGUUGCUGUUGUGCAGAAGCAGUGACUUUCUUGAUUAGUUUACAAUAUCAACAUUGUUCCUUCCUAUAUUCCUUUUUUUCUGUCCCCAGAUCUAAUUACCCCCGAGGCCAAAAGACAGACAGUUAGGUAUUAUGCUAGUGUUAACAGGGGAGGGAAAUGCAAGUCAAGUCAAGCACCACCUGCUUUAAAGCUGGAUUUAAAUGUCACUUGGAUGGAAAAUUAUUCAAGAUCUACAUCUCAGUGCACAGGUUAAAGUGUAUGCAGAAUGGAAGCAGUCAAUUUGUCCAGAAUACAAAGUAUUUUAUUAGUGUUAUUCAGUGCACCUUUGUGCAGGAACAGACUGCAAGAAAUAUUUGUUGCAAAUAGUUAAAUAGAUGGCAAUGUUUUAAACAAUAUCAAACCCCAUAAAGUUCAAUGGCACCAAGUUAAGUGCUCAUCAGUUCUGAUUUAAAGAGAAGAUACUAAGUUUCAAGCAUUAGUCACCCUUUAGGAUGAACAGACAAAGCUUCCAGAGGCUUUGCAUACAACACAGUUCUCACUGUGUCACUAAUAUUUCAUUUUUCUAAUGGUGUACUCUUAAGUUGCAAAGAGAUUACAUCAGAUAUCCACUGGUGCUGUACAGCAAGUUUACAACAGGUUAUAAAACUCAGAUACUUGCUAACUAGCUAUUUCAUAGAGAGCUGAAUUAUAUUCUGUUCAACAGUACAAUUUUACAUAUUGCUUUUCUCUGUACUACAUGUAAAAUGAAAUUUUAAAGUGUCUUGUUUUUUGGUAUUGUAAACAUGUUGUAUUGAUUAACAUUAAGUGACAAUUUUUGACAUUCUCAAAAAAAAAA
This is a messenger RNA of Pelodiscus sinensis (Chinese soft-shelled turtle), 2902 nucleotides long. RefSeq names its product cyclin N-terminal domain containing 1 (gene CNTD1). Gene Ontology annotation, biological process: reciprocal meiotic recombination. The record is from RefSeq and is a predicted model, not a curated record. Gene Ontology annotation, cellular component: site of double-strand break. NCBI's taxonomy places the organism in Eukaryota, Metazoa, Chordata, Testudines, Trionychidae.